Drosophila innubila is the source of this 534-nucleotide messenger RNA. RefSeq lists its product as uncharacterized. Gene Ontology annotation, cellular component: nucleoplasm; mitochondrial ribosome; mitochondrion. The transcript has 2 exons. Bases 112 to 474 code for a protein of 120 amino acids. NCBI's taxonomy places the organism in Eukaryota, Metazoa, Arthropoda, Insecta, Diptera, Drosophilidae. Gene Ontology annotation, biological process: mitochondrial translation. The record is from RefSeq and is a predicted model, not a curated record. Gene Ontology annotation, molecular function: RNA binding.
GUGUUGAGCAAUGCCGUUACUGCCGUUUGACAGUGUUGGCAAACGUACGAAUUUCUUUUGACGUAACAGCAAAACAGCUGAUUGCAGCGGCACGCAAAAUAGAAAAAUAAAAUGCGUGUACCAGGAGCAUUGUAUGCGGCACGCGGACGUACGCCGCAGAACGAGAAGGAAGUGCCGUUCCAGGAGAUUCUGCCACUGCGACUGAAGAACUCGGUGAGUGGCAAGGCUGAUUCCGGUUCGGAUGUGGCGUGUCUGCAGGAGAUGGGCGUGCUGUUUGCCUGCUUGAAGGACAACGAGUUUGUGGAGAAGUAUUGCCACAAGGAAAUUAGCCAAUUCCAGAACUGUUACAAAUUCUACAUGGAUCGCAAAUUCGAGGCGAAAAAGACCGUUAACCAGGGCAUCGUGCAACCAGGGAACAAUCUCAACUAUAAACAGUUGAACAAGUACUUGAAACGAUUCCCGAAUCCACAGUAGAGUACCAUACAUAACCCAUAGCAUUGUUGAGCCAUUUAAUAAAAUAUUUACAAAAUAUAA